Molecule: messenger RNA, 1878 nt
Organism: Diatraea saccharalis (sugarcane borer)
Lineage: Eukaryota; Metazoa; Arthropoda; Insecta; Lepidoptera; Crambidae
Source: the annotation of a GenBank genome assembly
AAUCAGUAAGUAAUCGAAAAAAAUAAGAGUUUACGAAUGGCGACCACGUACCGGACGACGCUCACUGAGUAGGUCUCCCACCAGGUGGACCGAUGAUUUUCUAAAGGUUGCAGGAAGCCGCUAGAUGUGGGCAGCGCAGGACCGAUCGUCCUGAAAGACUAUGGGGAGGCCUAUGCUCAGCAGUGGGCGUCUUACGUCUGAUGAUGAAUGAAAAUAAAUUAUGAAUCAAAAAAUAAUGUCUUGUCAUUUCUGAUUCUGUGAUGGAAAAUAACUAAAGUCUAAUGAAACGGGAAGAAAAAAGCAGCCCUUGCUUCUCAGUACAAGGUUUCCCGCCGUAGUAUAGCGAACCGUCGGCAUAGUUUUUGACUUUCACGAGUGCUUUUGAUUCGGACAUAUCUCCUUGGUAUCAGUUAAUUAAGAUACAAUUUAAUCAGAUAGCUAUUGUUUUCAGUGAAGAAACAGUUCAUUGGAGUAUCUAAUGGUGCGUUGAAGCUAUAUUGCUAGUGGAAUGAUUUAUAAAACGGAUAUUCAUUUUUAGGCAUAUUUUGAUAAAAACAGAGGAUUAAAGUACAAUGUGUUGUUGCGUAGUUACACGACGCGUCAUAUUAUACCUAUUAUUAUUGACUUUAGUUCUUACAAUCGCUUUGUUGAAUCGUUUGUUAUAAUAAUCGUACCUACAUGCACUUAAAAGGCUAAUAUCACGGGCUCGCCUCGUGAUUAGAAACACUUCAGGAAAGGCCAACCUGAGGUGCGGUACGAGAGGGGGGAGUCGCUGAAACAAUAUGGCCGCUAUCAGACGCCAUCGCGCGUCACGUGCCGCCCCUCUCCCCUCGCCCCACCCGGUUUAUUAGCUUUCCACGAAAAAAUGUUCAACAAAAAAAACAACUGAUAAGAUCACGAUGAGGUCGAGCGCUGCCCAUCAAUAAUCCGAUGAUCGAGCUAUCAGACUUAGACGCGGAUUAUUGGCCCCAGCACUGAACACUGACUUCUGCACCACUCGGCACACACUUCACUGCCUGACGUCACUGCACAUAUAUAGUAUAACAGAUAUAAUUCCUUUGUCACGACUAUCGUCCGAGAUGCAUGUUGGAUUUUAUCUGAGAGCGCGGUGGGUGCGCGGGCGCUGCAUAGACUGUAAUGAGGUGGCGGCUCAGAUACGCGCUCUCAUAAUCAAAUCUGUAGGCCUUCUAUCUGAUAAUUACUCGGUAUCGGGGAUGGUAUCGCGAUAUCUUAGGUCCCGCAGAUACGGCGCGCCCGCCGCAGCCGGCGCCCUCGCCCUGGCAGGGCUGGAGGUAGGAGGCGUGGGGGGGGGGAGGGAGGGGGAGAGGACGCUCCCUACAAAUAUUAGCUUGUUCGCUCUUCGACGGUGUUUGCACAUGUUAUCGCAUCACCAGCGACCGCCAACACACCCGCCACGACCGAGGGGAGCUUCACACAUCGCAUUAUUAAGUGACACAUCCACCGUCAUCGAUCGCUGUGACUAAUAUACGCCACGAUCGAUAUCUGACAAUUUCAUAUUUAUUAUACUCUGUUACUGAUUAAUAUCAUAGUAAUUCAAGCAAAAAACCAGGAACAGGUUAAUAAGCGGGCCGCGAAUGUAACACUUGCACAUGCAUCGACCGGCCGGCCGGCGAUAGCUGCUCCGUUAGAUACAGUAUCUGUUAGAUACGAUUAGGUAUCACAAUGUUAAGAUAACCAGUCUCACAUUAACGCCUAGUUAAGAUAACACAGAUAAAGAUUUGCAUAUCUGAAGGAAACCGCGAUAUGGGGGUGCUCUAUCUAUGAGGUCGACGCACUCCACAAUAAUAAUUGUUCUAAGGGCCGCUCUGUGCAGAACUACAUGACCUACGUCAUAUCAUAUUUAAGCAUAUCGAUAUC